Messenger RNA from Trachemys scripta elegans, 2348 nucleotides. Its product is annotated as cyclic GMP-AMP synthase-like. Lineage: Eukaryota; Metazoa; Chordata; Testudines; Emydidae. The record is from RefSeq and is a predicted model, not a curated record. Gene Ontology annotation, molecular function: double-stranded DNA binding; 2',3'-cyclic GMP-AMP synthase activity; chromatin binding. Gene Ontology annotation, cellular component: site of double-strand break; nucleus; cytosol. The coding region runs from base 57 to 1817 and encodes 586 amino acids. The transcript is spliced from 7 exons. Gene Ontology annotation, biological process: DNA damage response; positive regulation of type I interferon production; positive regulation of defense response to virus by host.
CAAUCAGAAUUAACGCUGGAGAAGUUAUUUGAAAACUUUUGGGGACCACACUUAAAAUGUCUAAACCAAUUCCUUCUGCAAGAACCAAGCAGGGAGAAGUUCCUCAGAGAAAAGCUGGGGAGAGUAGAGGCAGAAACUCAAAGGCUGAUGAAGGGACAGAAAGCCCAGGAGUUAUGGAUGCUCAGUCUGUGUCACAAGCAGCAGAAUUUGCAGUCACCACAUCUGGAAGCAAGUUGAGGGCACCAGAGGCUCCAAGUAAUCAAGACUCAGAGUGCUCACAGCAGCCCUCAAAGACUUGUCUACAGCUGAGCAGGGCUGGUUCUGCAAAACCAACAGAUGAAUCUGGAGGAGUCACAUCUGAGGUGCCUGAAACAAUGCCUGCCAAAAGCCGGAGCAAGCAAAGUAACCGGGCUCCUGAAUGUGCGAAGGAAAGAAAGAUUCCUCAGAGAACAGCCAGAGGAGGGAGAGGCAAAGGAGCACAGGAUGAGGAGGGGAUAGAAGGCUCAGAAACGGCAGCUAUUCUGUCUCCAUCAGCCCCAAAGCAGCUCUCUGCGCACUGCCCACGCCCCAAGCAGACUGGAUCUACCCAAGGAAGGAGAGAAUCUGCAGGACACCUUGGACAACUCUAUUCCAGGUCCACAUCUGCUGACCUGUGUGAGAGCUCAGAGAUGGCAGCAGCUGCUCUCGCCAUGCCAAGCCAAGAUGUUGUUCUCCGCAUUAAAAAGAGGGCAAAAGCUCUUACUCUGAAACAAGAGGAGAUAAACAAGGCUGCUAGAAUAUUUAAUGGGUUCAUUAACCCAUUCAUUAGAUACCUGAAGGAGAGUCCAGAGAGGCCCUACUUUAAGGAGGUGACCAAGUUGACCACGGGCAGCUACUAUGAGUUUGUGAAAAUUGAUCACCCAGAUGAGUUUGACGUGAUGCUGGCUCUGCCAGUUCGAAGCUGUAUGUAUACGGAGGUGGAUGACUGGAAUGGGCUCUACUACAAAGUUACUUUGCGGAGGCAGACCCGGAGCUUCCCCACACCUUUCCUGCUGGAGGAUGGAAAUACCGUGUCGCCUGUGAAAGUCCUGGAGGAAUUCAGGAAACAUGUCAGUCAGUUCACAUCAUCCUACGAAGUGCCUUCCCCAGGAUGGAAAAUGCAGCUAAGCAGGAAGAAACAGAACAGCCCAGCAACGACUGUUGUGAUGCUGGAUGACAACGGUGGCGAGGUCAUGUCUAUUGAUCUCGUUCCUGCUUUGGAAAUCUCACCCCCCUGGCCUGAUUCAUGUAGGGUAGGGCAGGAUGUUGAAAAAUGGCUGGGGAAGAAAACCAAGCUGAGGAAUAACCCAUUUUAUUUUGUUGCCAAGCAGCCACGUGGGCACGACGACAAAGAGGUCUGGAGAAUUUCUUUCUCUCAUAUUGAAAAGGAGAUUUUGAAUAACCAUGGCAACACUAAAACCUGCUGUGAAUCUUAUCAUACCAAGUGCUGCAGGAAAACCUGUAUCCGGCUGCUGAAGAGCCUUUUUAAGGACCUGAAGAAAGACUAUCCCAGGCAACUAAGUCACCUGUGCUCUUACUAUACAAAGACGUCCUUUCUCCACACUCUGACACAGUGGAAAGAGGACACGAACUGGAAACCUUCUGACAUUGCCUGCUGUUUUCUCAGAGUGCUGAAUGACUUCAUUCAGCACGUGGAAAACACCAACCUGCCCCAUUUUUUUAUUCCAAACUGCAACCUGUUCUAUAGCUUCUCUCCAAAGGAUUUGAAAUUCCUGCUAGAGCGCUUACGAGAGCAGAAAGGGAAUGGGUUGCAAGCAUUUGCAGCUCACGAGGAAUAGUUUCUUCCCUGCCAUGACUUUGAGUGAGCAUGAUCUAUUGCUAUGACUGUUAUGGAACCAGCUAGAAUUUCUUUCUCUGUGUUUUGAUGAUUCAGAUGCCAGACUCUGGCGCUCUUCAGCAACAAUUUCCAAAUGAAGCCACUGAUUUUGAGUGUUUCAGUUUUUGAGUGUCCAGUUUAUGGUAAUUUGGGGGUCUGAUUUUCAUAGGUGCUGAGCACUGGCAGCUCCCCAUUAACUUCAGUUGCAGUUGUGGGUGUGCAGCAUCUCUGAAAAUGAGACCCAGAGAGUCCCAAAUUGGGUGCUCAAAUAUAAAACACCAAAACCUAAUGGCCACUUUUGAAAAAUGCUCCUUAAUCCCUCUGUGCCAUAUUUGCCUAUUUGUGAAAUUGGAUAGCAAUAUCUACCUACCUCAUAGGAGGUUGAGUGGGCUGGGUUAGACAAUAUGUGUACAGCAAUUUGAAAGUGUAAAAUGCUUAUAGAUAAGUGCUAAGUCUAAAUUCACCGAUCUGGAAGUGCAAGGAUAGGAAACUA